AACGAGUUAAGUCUCAACUUCAGAGGUGAAAGAGGUCGUUACUAAGGCAACCCAUGUGGUCUCUCAAGUGGGCGACUUCUGAGCUGCUUCUUCACUGUUCUCUGAUACCUGGAGCACACACAGCAUUCCGUGGCCGGCCCUGAGGCAAUGUCUGAGAUAGACCACACUGAUGAGGCUACUACCAUGGACACCACUGAGCCUCCAUUGAGUGACAAUGACAACAACUGGGUGAUCAUUGAUGAGCAGCCUAAUGAAGAGCAGCCUAAUGAAGAGCAACCUGACAUUGCAUCGUUAUUGAGUGAUCCACCAAGUGAUGAUAUCACGUGUAGCAAGCAAGAGGAGCACAACAUACCAACAAGAGAAGAAGAAGCAACCUCUACAGAUCGAGCUGGAGACGAGAUUCCAUUAGACGAAUCCGCACCCACUGAUGAAGAUGUACCUCAAGUCAUAACGACCUCUCAGGGUGAGGAUGAAGGAGGUGAUGUAAGCAGCACAGGUGAAGAAGAAUUAGUGAUAUCCGAGAGCUUGUCUGAGGGUGGGGGUGGUCUAGACGAGGAGUCAGCUGGCAAUAUCGUAUCAGAUGAAGACAAUGAACGUAUUGUACUUGAUGACAUUGAAACGAAUAGUUUGUGUGUGUUAGUCCCAGUGGAGCAGAGUGUGGGGAAAGAGAGUACAGGGGAGCUGGCCGAUUGCUCAACUGAUCCAAGUUGUCCAGAAACUACGAUACAACAAGAUGACAAUGGAAUACUUGAAGUUAUUGAUAUCGAUGAUGAAUCUCCUCCUGUUGAAACAGAGCAAGCGAAAUCUGAAAUAAAUACUGCCAACGAAAUCAAAGAAAACGGCGUUUUUACUGUUGAUAUUGAAGUUGUUGACCACCAUAGUACAGAAGAUGUGGUAGAGAUCGAGCAACCUGCUAGUCAGUAUGAGGAGGAUGAGAACACUGCCAUUGAUGAUAGCACGCUUGUUAGCAAAACUGCUGAUACUGAGACCAACCCUGUAAUAUCUGGCAGAGAUGAUGGAGGCACUGAAGCUGGCCUCACAACGGAGGAGAUUGUGAAGGAGGAGGAGGAAGUGUUGUCUGAGAUUGAGAAGGAGAUUGAAAAGAAGAAACUUGAGGACCAGGCAAAGAGAGAUGCUGUCAAAGGACCCAGAAUGACCAAGCAGACUCUGCGGAAAAUCUGUAAAGAUUUGAAGCUUUAUCUCACACCGUCACUCAACGAUGUCCUCUAUCUGCACUUCAAAGGGUUCUCGUAUAUAGAGAACCUGGAGGAGUACACGGGACUCACGUGUGUGUGGCUGGAGAGCAACGGUAUCCUCGAGAUCAGUGGCCUUGACAACCAGACUGGACUCAGAUGUCUGUUCUUGCAUCAGAACCUCAUCAGGAAGAUCCAGAACUUGGACCACCUUCAAAUGUUGGACACACUCAAUCUCUGCAAUAAUAUGAUCCUCAAGUUGGAGAACCUUCGCUGCCUGCCCGUACUGAGCACCCUCCAAGUGGCCCACAACCAUCUCACCCGGGCCUCAGACAUCGAGGAGCUGGCACACUGUCCCAACUUAAGUGUUGUGGACAUGUCUCACAACAGACUAAGUGACCCUGAAGUUCAACACGUCUUCUUUGCUAUGCCUAAACUGAGUGUACUGAACUUGAUGGGUAACCAGGUCAUCAGAGAGAUCAGAAACUACCGCAAGAACUUCGUCUGUGAUAUUCCCACCCUGAACUACCUCGAUGACCGUCCCGUCUUCCCCAAGGACAGAGCUGCCACUGAAGCUUGGCGUCGCGGUGGCCUCGAGGAAGAGAGAGCUGAGCGACGACGCUGGCAAGAGAAAGAGCAGCAGAAGAUCAUGGACAGUGUCAGAGGUCUGGCUAAUCUGAGACGUAGGAUACGAGCCAUGAAGGAUAGAAAGAAAGAGAGGAUGUUAAGCGAGGGACAGGAGGUGGUGGACUCCUCCUCCACUGAGUCCUCAUCUGACACUGAGUCUUCCUCUGACCGGGAGUGCCCCCCUGAGCUGGAGGAUAUCGAGCCCUCAACCAGGGAACCCGUAUCUGCUGACCCCCAGACUCGUGAACCCCCAGUUGCUGACCCCCAGACCCCAGACCAGCCUAUCUUUGUGACUCAGGACAUUACAGACAUGGAGGAAAUUCCUCUCAUCAAGCCGAGAGUGGAGGCAGACAACGAGGAGGAGAGGACUGGUCUCUUCUCAGUCCUCCCUGGUCGAUCUACUGACCACCCCCACAUACUGGACAUGGACACACCCACUCAACCAUCCUCAAAUCAUGAACCUCCGAAAUCAAAGGGGUUCAAACCUUUGAUAGAGGUGGUGUCGACAAUGGAUGAGCCAGCAGAAGAUCAAAGUUCAAGUGGCCAGGAGGAGCGUACAAGUCAAAUGUUGAAUGGAGAUCACUCGUCGGGUUCAAUUGAGUUCAAGCCACUGAUUGAAGCCGUGAGAUCGGAGGCGGGUGAUGGGAGGUGGGCGGACAGUGUGAGGAGUGGUGGGAGCGUGGGGAGGAGUGAGCACAUGCUAGUCGAGGAGAUAGAGGACACAGCAGAUCCACCCUCCACAAAGGACAGCUUCAGUGACCUGGGAUUUGAGAACGACCCUGAAGUGAUAGAAGCUGCGGCUGCACUGGCCAGACUGGAGACCACCCCCGCCAGUGAGCUCACAGAACAAGAUAAGGUGUGGCGUCUGGCGGCAGUGGGUGGGUCCACGUUGGAGGAGGAGAGAGGGGAACUGGACCAGGGGGAUAAGGAACGUCUCAAGGAUAGGCUCACACACAUGGGGGCACUCGAUACUGUGUCUCUCAAGUUCUGACGGACACUCAUCGACUUAAUUUGUGGUUCAUAUUACUUGUACAUGUGUUCUGUGCAAUGCUAGCUUGCUUAUUAAUUACGGCAAUUUAAUAUCGCUUUUUUCAUUUUAA
This is a messenger RNA of Halichondria panicea, 2920 nucleotides long. RefSeq names its product dynein axonemal assembly factor 1-like. Bases 148 to 2811 code for a protein of 887 amino acids. Lineage: Eukaryota; Metazoa; Porifera; Demospongiae; Suberitida; Halichondriidae. The record is from RefSeq and is a predicted model, not a curated record. Gene Ontology annotation, molecular function: protein binding. The transcript is spliced from 15 exons.